GCCAACCCUGCUCCCAUUAUCGUGAACACAGACUCGCUGGAACAAGGGCUCUCUGUGAAUGGCAGCGAUGGGAUGUUCAAAUACGAGGAGAUCGUCUUGGAAAGGGGUAACUCCGGCCUCGGCUUCAGCAUAGCAGGAGGAAUCGACAACCCCCACAUUCCAGAUGACCCAGGUAUCUUCAUCACCAAAAUCAUCCCCGGGGGAGCAGCAGCCAUGGAUGGCCGUCUGGGGGUGAACGACUGCGUGCUGCGGGUGAAUGACGUGGACGUCUCCGAGGUGGUGCACAGCAAAGCCGUAGAGGCCCAGGUGGUGCGUCUGGUGCUGCGCCGCCGGCAGCCCCCACCAGAGACGAUCAUGGAGGUCAACCUCAUGAAGGGCCCCAAAGGCCUGGGGUUCAGCAUCGCAGGGGGCAUCGGGAACCAACACAUCCCUGGGGACAACAGCAUCUACAUCACCAAGAUCAUCGAGGGAGGCGCUGCCCAGAAGGACGGGCGCCUGCAGAUUGGAGACCGGCUGCUCGCGGUGAAUAACACGAACCUGCAGGAUGUGCGGCACGAGGAGGCAGUGGCUGCCCUGAAGAACACUUCUGACAUGGUGUACCUGAAAGUGGCCAAGCCCGGCAACAUCCACCUCAACGACAUGUACGCGCCCCCCGACUACGCCAGCACCUUCUCAGCCUUGGCUGAUAACCACAUAAGCCAUAACUCCAGUCUGGGCUACCUGGGCAGCGUUGAGAGCAAGCCUGCCUACCCCAUCCCUCCCCAGGUGACUCCAUCCCGGUACUCGCCCAUCCCUCGGCACAUGAUUGGGGACGAGGACUUCACCAGGGAGCCCCGGAAAAUCAUCCUGCACAAAGGCUCCACCGGCCUGGGCUUCAACAUCGUUGGAGGGGAAGAUGGUGAGGGGAUCUUCGUGUCCUUCAUCCUGGCCGGAGGCCCUGCUGACCUCAGCGGGGAGCUGCGGAGGGGAGACCGCAUCCUCUCG
This is a messenger RNA of Cariama cristata (Red-legged seriema), 984 nucleotides long. Its product is annotated as disks large homolog 3-like. Lineage: Eukaryota; Metazoa; Chordata; Aves; Cariamiformes; Cariamidae. The record is from RefSeq and is a predicted model, not a curated record. Gene Ontology annotation, cellular component: postsynaptic density membrane; neuromuscular junction; neuron projection. Gene Ontology annotation, molecular function: protein binding. Gene Ontology annotation, biological process: chemical synaptic transmission.